UUGUUUAUUUCCCAGCUGAAGAUAAAGGAAGCUGAUCACGUUCCUGGCUUACUCAAUGUUUUGGACGUGUUUUUAAUAUCUCCCAUCUGUUUUAUCUGUGUAUGUAAUACAAUCUUAGUGAAAAAAACAUAAAAUAUUUUUCGAUCGGGUGGGAUGAAAGUAGUGAUUUUACUUUAUUUGUUGACGUUCGUAUCUUAGCUAACGUUAAUUAACUUGCGCUAGCUGUACUACAACCUGGAAAUCGAGCAUUACUACAACACAGACUGUAACGUUACCAGGUCUGAGGAAUCUGUUGAUUUCUCCCUUUAUGGAUUUGUGAAGAUAUUUGCUCUCCUCAAAUUAUGGAAAACCAAAGACAAAAUAAUCUGUCAAUGGUGCCAUGUUACCUCUGAUAGGAUGAUCAAAAGUCAAGAGCAAGAUGAAUUCAUUGCAGUGAGAGUUCAGGAUCCUCGUGUUCAGAAUGAAGGGUCAUGGAACUCAUUUGUGGACUUCAAAAUUUUCCUUCAUACAAACAGUAAAGCAUUCACUGCCAAAACAUCCUGUGUGAGGCGGCGAUACAGCGAGUUUGUGUGGUUGAAGAAAAAGCUGCAAAAGAACGCUGGUCUGGUGCCUGUUCCUGAUCUGCCCAAAAAGUCUUUAUUCUCGUUUAUUACCGAUGACUUCAUUGAAAGAAGGAGAAGGGGUCUUCAGAGCUUCUUAGAUAAGGUGCUCCACAUGACAGUAUGCCUGUCAGAUAGCCAACUCCAUCUUUUCCUGCAGACCCAGCUUCCUGUCAAGCACAUUGAGGACUGUGUGCAGGGUCACACCCCUUACACUGUGACAGAGGCCAUUCUGAAUUAUGCUUCCUCCAACCUUGGCUGGGUCCAGGAGGAAGGGGCCGGGGCCCAAGAAUUAUGGCCCACCCCUGUUCCAUACGAAUCAGUAGAGAGUCCUGCUCCUCACGUCCCUUCAUUACAAAGUCCAGGGGCCACAUUCAAUGGACCUUCAAAUGAACUUCCAGACGUUUCAGACUCCGAGUCGAGACUGAGUUACGCAGAUCAGACUGCACAUGACCUGAAGCAGGUUAUUGACCAUGAACAGCUGCCUCAAGAGGAAGAGGAUUGCAUUAAAUUAGAAGUUGAAAUCCUCCCAAAUCUUGUUGGUUCUGUAGAAACGGAGGAAGAGGGUGGAAACAUUAGAUCAAAUAAGGUCACCAAAGAUCUACAAAGUUAUGAUUGUGAAUAUCCUGCUCCACAGACAGAUGGACAAAAUGAGCCUCUGCAAGGAGAUACAAGCAAUGAAGAAGAUCUUGAUCAAGAAACGUCUGUUGGCGAAGAUUACAUAACCUCAGUAGAUGGAGUCAUUGAGGAAAGGACUCUUGGUGAUGUCAAUGAAGCGAAGAAGGGAGGUCAAGAAGCUGGACUUGAACAGGACGGCACUGUGAGACAAACCCCUAAAGAGGACCUUUAUGAAGAAGAUCCAAGAGUAAGGAUCCAUAAUAACAAAGUAGCUCUGGAUCUCAGUGCUGUCAAGGAAGACAAUGCUAAGCAUCAUAAAGAGAAGGUACUUGAAAGCGCAGCUACAACUGUAGAUGUUGCACGCCAUGAUGCUUGUGAAGAGAACAUGCCAGGUACUAAAGAUCAUGAUAAAGUAGAAUUAACAGAGAACUAUAUGGUCCAAGAGAAUGGAGUCAGUGAUGAAGACUACAGUGAAGAUGCUGCGAUCCAGGAAGAGGCCAUGAAUGCAAAUGUGGAGCAUAUAGGUGAGGUGAACAAGCUCAAUGCAAAAUGUCAUCAGCCCGGCAGUGGCAUUUUGAUACUUGAGGGAAUUGAGGAAGCAGUGAGCACACAAACCAACCCCGUGACAGAGACUGUCAGCAACCCAGACACAAACUCUGCUGAUGUUAACAAGCCAUAGAGAUUGAUUCAAUGCAGUAUCAGGAGACGGACAGUCAGGUAAUCAGCAUUACCCACCAACCAGAUACUAACUAAGUCCCGUUGGAAUUGGUACGGUCAUAGACUAGAACCAUUGUGUUCAAAGAGUCCUCCCACCAGCUCUCUCUCAGUCAACAUCUAAGACGUUCUUCUACUGUGAUCUCAGAAUGAGUGAGUGAAUGUAGCUGUAAAGGGAGGAACACAUCACUUUUUUUUUUGCAUUGUCCACUGUUGUUGUUUUCAGUUACAGACUGUUUACAGAAGAUACACUGAAUGAUUAGACAGGCUGUGUUUUUCCGAACAAACAGAGAUAAUGCUUGUCCUAAUGUGCCAUUCAGGAUCGUGAGCAAAUUGCACUUGCCACGAAUAAUUAUGAAUCCAUGGUAGCGAGCGAGAAAGGGAACUGUACACAGAGCAGGAUAUAAAUCGCUAUGGCACCUUGACUCUAAUUUUCUCCAUUCUAAAUCAAAAUAGCUUUGUUUGUAUGAUUGUGGCAACUUUAUCGUCAAACAAGAUUACCACAUGACAUGCUUAUCUAUUGUAGCAUUUUCAAAACCCAAUUUUGACUGACUUGUCACUUUUUUAAAGCACUUCCCUAUUUUACCAACGGUAAAAAUAUGUUGCAUGUUUGCUCUGGUGGAAGUUUGGGGAAAGUUCACCCAAAAAUUCUGUCAUCAUUUUCUCACCCUUGUGUUAUUCCAAACCUAUAGGACGUUCUUGUGUGAAACGCAAGAAAAUAUUUGGAAAAAGUUUUUUUUGGACCCCAUUGACAUUUAUUGUAUAGACAAAAACCUUCAAAAUAUCAUCUUUUGUGUUCACUUUGAAUAGAGAAUGUCAUACAGGUUUGUAACUCCCAUUGGGGUGAGUAAAUUAUGACAGAAUUUACUACUAUCUGUUCAGCAUUAGUGUAGUUGUUGAGAGUGUGUCGUCUUUGGUAUUUAAUUUCCUAGGUCAAAACACUAAUUUUCUUUA
This is a messenger RNA of Pimephales promelas (fathead minnow), 2885 nucleotides long. It is a transcript of the gene snx11, whose product is annotated as sorting nexin 11. The record is from RefSeq and is a predicted model, not a curated record. Gene Ontology annotation, molecular function: phosphatidylinositol phosphate binding. Gene Ontology annotation, cellular component: endosome. Gene Ontology annotation, biological process: intracellular protein transport; vesicle organization. Lineage: Eukaryota; Metazoa; Chordata; Actinopteri; Cypriniformes; Leuciscidae.